ACCAAAGUGGAGUACACCUUUGGUUACAAGAAGAACGCCGACGGCAAGGUGCGCAUUUUCCUGCACCAUUCUUCGGUGCCUUUCACCUCUGCUCCGGCGGCUUCUUCCGACAGCAUCUGCGAGAAGGAUGUGCGAGAGGCGCAGGCGGCCUGGGCCAACGCCAUCAAGCACAUUUCCAAGACCUACCUCGAGGGAGGUGACUAUGUCGCAGCUGCUACCAAAGCAGCUGGUGAGCUCUAUGGCUACGGCCGCUCCAACGUGCUGUUCAAGCCUACCAAGGCAGUCGAAGCCCAAUUCCGGCCAACAGCCGCCGAUGCCAUGUCCUACUUCGUUGGGCACAAGGCGGUGACGGACGGUCAUAAGGAGGAUGCCGGCUUCGCCAUCAACGGCGGCAAGGGCUGGGCGGAGGUUGUGUUCGACAACCACCAGAUGGACGUGAACGGCAACACAGCCAUCGCCAUGGGAAACUACUAUUUCACCAGCUGCGCGGAUGGAAGCAAGACCAAGGUGGAGUACACCUUUGGUUACAAGAAGAAUGCCGAUGGGAAAGUGCGCAUCUUCCUGCACCAUUCCUCAGUUCCUGGGUUGUGGUUCAAGGUGCCCUUCGUGCCCUCCAUCUCUGAGGAGGAAGUGCAAGCUGCGCAGGCGGCUCAGGGCUUUGGGUUUAGGAUUUAG
This is a messenger RNA of Symbiodinium pilosum, 675 nucleotides long. Lineage: Eukaryota; Dinophyceae; Suessiales; Symbiodiniaceae. The record is from the annotation of a GenBank genome assembly.